UUGUCAUUUAUAACACCUUGAUCUUUUGGGCCCGUAGACAUACGGUGGCAUAAGAUUGUGCAAGAAGGACGUUGGUUCGCAAACAAAAAUGAUAAAAGUGUUGUGUUAUACAAUUAAAACAGCAAAUUCUCCGCUUAGUAUUGCGGCAAGAGGAUUCGCAACAAGCGGCAUUCUGAACGAAAACCACAAAUGUAAACUGUUAGUGGUUGGUGGGGGCGCCGGAGGAUGUUCCGUGGCGGCAAAAGCAUCCAACAAGCUGGGGGCCGGAAAAGUGAUUGUGCUGGAACCGGCUGAUAACCACUAUUAUCAGCCGAUGUUCACCCUAAUCGGCGGUGGCAUUAAAAAGCUGGAGGACAGCUUUCGCCCAAUGAAGAGCGUUCUGCCCGCGCUGGCCACGUGGAUCAAGGAUUCGGCCGCAAAGUUUGAGCCCGAAAGUAACACCGUCCACACCAGUGGUGGUGAUACAAUCGAGUACGAAUAUUUGCUCGUUGCCGUCGGAUUGCAGCUGAAUUACGACAAAAUUCCGGGCCUGCUGGAAGCCCUGUCGAUACCGAACGGGAAGGUGUGCUCGAACUACUCGCCGAAGUAUGUCGACCGUACCUACCAGGCGCUGAAGAACUUCCGCACCGGCAACGCCGUGUUCACCUUCCCGAACAGUCCGGUCAAGUGUCCCGGAGCGCCCCAGAAGGUGCUGUACAUUGCGGAGCACUAUUUACGCAAGUCCAGAAAGCGCAAAAAUGCGCAGCUCCAUUACAACACCUCGCUGCCGGUGCUGUUCGGCGUAAAGCACUAUGCCGAUGCGCUCUGGGAAAUAGUGAAGAAACGGGACAUUAAUGUAAAUCUGCGCACGAACCUAGUCGAGGUGAAACCCGGCACGGAUGAAGCUGUGUUCGAAAAUCUCGACAAGCCGGACGAGCGGUUUACCGUUAAGUACGAGCUGCUGCACGUCACCCCGCCGAUGGGUGCCCCGGAUGUGCUGAAGGCUUGCAAAAGCCUAGUUACCGAGGUGGGCUUCGUAGACGUGAACAAGGAUACGCUGCAGCAUCAGAAAUUCAGCAACGUCUUUGCGAUCGGUGACUGCUCAUCUUCGCCGAAUUCUAAAACAGCAGCGUCCGUCGCCGCCCAGACGCAAGUGGUGUACAAAAAUUUAAUGGCUGUGAUGGAGGGCCGCACACCUAAUCGAGUUUUCGACGGGUACGCGUCCUGCCCGCUGGUCACGGGAUACAACACGUGUAUGCUGGCCGAGUUCGAUUACUCCCUGACGCCCUUGGAAACUUUCCCGCUCGAUCAGCGCAAGGAGCGCUUCACAAUGUACCUCAUGAAGAAGGAUUUCAUGCCCCCGCUCUACUGGCAUCUGCUGCUGAACGGUCUGUGGAAUGGGCCGGGACUGAUGCGAAAGUUGAUGCAUUUCCGGCUGUAAGCGCAACGCGUUGAAUGACCUGUCUGGUACAUUGGUUUAUUUUGCUCUUUGUUGUCCAACUUUUCGAUAUCGAUCGAAUAGGAAUGAAGGGAUGAGAGAUUAUACAUCACGUUAGUAUCGAUCUAACCACUGCAAAUCGAUCUAAUCCACUGGUGAUUGAAUCAAAUGCAAUUAUUUUACAGUCUAUCUUUUAAUGUUUUCCCGAGAUUUAUCGUAAAUGUUUAAACUAGCUUAAAGCUACAUUCUAAAUUGCAUUCAAAAUCAGUUGGUAAAUAAACUAUCAAAUGCAACAUGUGCAAUAUCAAACCUUUAAAAA
Molecule: messenger RNA, 1736 nt
Organism: Anopheles gambiae (African malaria mosquito)
Lineage: Eukaryota; Metazoa; Arthropoda; Insecta; Diptera; Culicidae
Gene: Sqor
Product: sulfide:quinone oxidoreductase, mitochondrial
Exons: 6
Coding region: 89-1420 (443 amino acids)
Cellular component (GO): mitochondrion
Molecular function (GO): FAD binding; sulfide:quinone oxidoreductase activity
Source: RefSeq, a predicted model, not a curated record